This is a messenger RNA of Oncorhynchus kisutch (coho salmon), 550 nucleotides long. RefSeq names its product protein FAM83G-like. The transcript has 2 exons. Gene Ontology annotation, molecular function: protein kinase binding. The record is from RefSeq and is a predicted model, not a curated record. The annotation marks the transcript as partial. Gene Ontology annotation, biological process: signal transduction. NCBI's taxonomy places the organism in Eukaryota, Metazoa, Chordata, Actinopteri, Salmoniformes, Salmonidae.
ACUUUUUUAUUCCGAGGACCAACGAUUAGCGCUCGAGACGCUUCUCCGGGAUGGACGCGAUGCCUUUAAUAAGUUCCUCCACGCGACCAGUCUCCGGUGUUUCCUGUCGGACCAGGAGGUGGACCAGUUGACCGGGGCAGUGGAGGUGUACGACCCGGCAUCAGAGCUCCGUCAGGGUGACUCAGACAGUGAUGAACUCCCGCUGUCUCUCCAGUACUGGCCGGAGCUAUCUGACUGCUCGCUCCCGCGGCUGGAUCUGGGCUGGCCGGACUGCGCGUCCUACAGAGGAGUGACUCGCGUCACUGUGUAUGCGCAACCGCCACUGGACGGCCACACGCACAUCAAAGAGAUGGUCAGGAAAACCAUCGCGCAGGCGCAGAAGGUGAUUGCGGUGGUCAUGGACCAGUUUACAGACGUAGAUAUCUUCAGAGGACCUUCUGGAGGCGUGCCUUUAAGAGGAACGUGGUCUGUCUAUAUCCUGUUGGAAAGAGCAGCGUUACCUCACUUCCUGUCUAUGGCCGAGAGGGCCGCCAUGCCCCGGGACACCUGA